Molecule: messenger RNA, 1479 nt
Organism: Trichomycterus rosablanca
Lineage: Eukaryota; Metazoa; Chordata; Actinopteri; Siluriformes; Trichomycteridae
Gene: nenf
Product: neudesin neurotrophic factor
Exons: 4
Coding region: 212-694 (160 amino acids)
Cellular component (GO): endomembrane system; endoplasmic reticulum; membrane
Source: RefSeq, a predicted model, not a curated record
UGUUAAUAAAACAUUCCUGCAUAUUUCCGCAGCUUUUAAACCAAAUGCAUUCUUCACGUUAUUAAACCAAAGCGGACUGACUGCAUUGUAUUUUUUGUAGUUGACUAUUCGAGCGUGUGUUUACGGGCUAGUAGGAAAAUACAGGUAUUUUACUAUUACACGCUGACAGAAAGUUGACCUUUUCUUAGACAGGCAGUAAUUCACCUGUACGAUGCUUUUUGUGCAUAUUAGUAUUUCUUUUGUGUUCAUUUUCUUAUGCAUGGCGAAUGAGUCUAAAUUAAAAGUACAACCAGCGACGAAACCUGUUAGAUUAUUCACCGAUGAAGAGUUGAGAAGAUACGAUGGAAGUGAGGAUGGACAGCCUAUUUACAUGGCUGUAAAAGGAGUCGUGUUUGACGUUACUUCAGGAAAACAGUUUUAUGGUAAGGGUGCCACUUAUAAUGCCCUUGUGGGCAAGGACUCGACCAGAGCAGUUGCCAAAAUGUCCCUUAACCCUGAAGAUCUGACCCAUGAUACAACGGGCCUUACUGACAAUGAGCUGGAGUCACUAGAACGUGUAUUCACUGGCACAUACAAAUCAAAGUAUCCAAUUGUUGGCUACACUCACAGGCGCAUUCUUAAUGAAGAUGGCAGCCCCAAUGAGAACUUCAAACCAGAAGAUCAACCUCAAUUUAGUAUCAAAAAUGAACUUUGAUACAUAAAUAAACAGGAACAUGUAGGCUGGUAGAUUAGUGAUUGCUGGAGAUUUCACUGAUUAUGUCCAUUCAGAGGGAAUAAGAAUACAGCUGACAGUAUAACAAUAUAUCUCAUGAAUGAGUGAUUUUCCAUUGAUGUUACUCAGAAAUGUUUCCUAUUUUUAAGAAACACUACACACACAAGUUAAUUUUUAAUUUAAUACUGUCGAUGUUUGAACUGUGUGUGAGUUUAAUUUUAAAUAAAAGGUUAUUGUAAUGAUGUACAUUAAAAUUACUUUAAAAUUACUGACACCCCUGUUAAAGAUGAGUUAUAAGGGUUAAGAAAUGUAACCUUUCGUAAAUGUAUUUUUUUUAUUGGCAAAGGGAGGUUGUACAAAUUAUUAAAUGCAAAAGUGCCUGUAACUGUGGCACAAGCAGCUUGGUAAAAAUACUUUUAUCUUGAUAAGGGAUUAUUUAAAAAUAAAUUUACUUUAACUUAGGGUUUUAUUUUUUCAGUUGUUCAAUAUGGACUUGAUAUAAUUCACCAAAUGGUGAAUUACGUAUAACCCUUUAUACUUAUCUUUACCAAGGAUGCCAAUAAAUCUAUAUAAAACUCUAUAAAGAUUGAACUCAUGCUAUUAGAAAUGUAUUUAAUUUUUGGUAGCAGAAAUUGUGGGUGAAGGGCAUUCUUUGUAAGUAAAUGUUUGUCUUUUUAGAAUAUUUAGCAUCCUGUACUGUGUUUAUGGUUAGAGCUUGUUUUGAGUUGAUACAUUCUGUCCAUUGUGAAUAAAUCUAAUAUAACCCA